Molecule: messenger RNA, 3042 nt
Organism: Prunus armeniaca (apricot)
Lineage: Eukaryota; Viridiplantae; Streptophyta; Magnoliopsida; Rosales; Rosaceae
Source: the annotation of a GenBank genome assembly
AUGGGCUCGUACGUGUCAUGUGAUAGGUUCCCUUACAAGCCCACGAGCAAGCAGCCUGGUGGAAAUUCCGAUGGUCUCAAAGGCGGUGAUAUAGACCCACGUCUAUUAUUUCAUUAUGGGAUCCCAUCGGGGUGUAACAUGUUGGCUUAUGAUCCCAUUCAAAAAAUACUUGCAGUUUCGUCCAAGGAUGGCAGAAUUAAAUUAUUUGGCAAAGAUAACACUCAAGCUCUGCUUGAGUCUGUCAAUGCAGUACCAAGCAAGUUUUUACAGUUUGUGGAGAACCAAGGCAUACUUGUAAAUGUGAAUUCCAAGAACCAUAUUGAGAUUUGGGAUAUAGAAAAGAACCUGUUAGCUGAUGUGCAUGCUUUUGAAGAAGAUAUUACUUCUUUCACUGUCAUGCAACAUAGUCUCUACAUGUAUGUUGGAAAUUCUGCUGGUAAUGUUAGAGUUUUGAAGCUUGAGCAAGAACAUAUAGUACAAAUGAAGUAUACUAUACCUUAUUCAGCUUCUCAUGGGAAUCCAACUGAAGAAACUGGUGAUACUUCUGUGGUACAUGUACUGCCUCAACCAGCAGCUGAAAGUAAGAGAGUUCUUAUAAUUUUUAUAGAUGGUAUCAUAUCCUUAUGGGAUAUUCGAGAAAGCAAAACCGUAUUCACAGCAGGUGGAAAUGCAUUGCAAUCACUUCAUCAUGAAGGGAAAAAAGUGACUUCUGCAUGCUGGGCAUGCCCCUUUGGGAGUAAAGUUGCUGUUGGGUACAGCAAUGGAGAUAUUUUCAUCUGGAGUGUUUCAACAAGAACUGAAUUACCAUCAGAGCCUAGUACGCAAAGUACUCCGAUCUUUAAACUGAAUGUUGGUUAUAAGUUGGACAAAAUUCCUAUAGCAUCAUUGAGAUGGGUUUAUGCAGAUGGGAAGGCAAGUAGACUAUAUGUUAUGGGGGGGUCUGACACCAUCUCUUCAAACUUGUUGCAGGUAAUCUUGUUGAAUGAACAUACAGAAGGUCGCACUAUUAAAUUAGGGCUUCAGUUGCCCGAGCCUUGUAUCGACAUGGAGAUUGUUUCAAGCUUAAGUGAGCAAAGCAAACAUAAACAAGAUUGCUUUCUUUUGCUUGUAUCUUCUACAAAGCCAAUCAAAGUCUUCACCAUCAUUGCCAAAGGAGGUCAUGGUGAAGAUACCGACUGCCUUCUCCUGGCGAAAAGCAUUCCAUCUCUCUUUUCUUUUGAGACAAAACCAAAAGAUGGAACUCAUUUAAAUGCAGCCCGCUUCACUGGAUUUUUGAAAGUAAAAAAUCUGUACAUAACUGGACACAAUGAUGGAGCCCUGAACUUUUGGGAUUUGUCAUGUCCACUUUUAGUACCAAUACUAUCAUUAAAGCAACAGAGUGAGGAUGAUCUUUCUUUAAGUGGUAUACCAGUCACAGCCUUGUUUUUCAAUGAGAACUCUCGGCUUCUUGUUUCUGGAGAUCAGAGUGGAAUGGUUCGAAUCUUUAGAUUGAAACCUGAACCAUAUGCCAAUGUGAGCAGUUUCUUGUCUCUUCAAGGAAGUACGAAAAAAGGAAACGAUCACAUCAUUCAAAGCGUUAAACUCUUGAAGGUUAAUGGUUCUGUACUUUCUGUGAACAUAAACCACAGCACAGGACAUCUUGCUGUUGGGUCUAGUCAAGGAUAUGUUUCAGUUCUUGAUAUAGAAGGGCCAACUGUAUUAUACCAAAAACAUAUUGCAAGUGAAAUCUCCACCGGCAUCAUCUCUCUGCAUUUCCAAACCUGCAGUUUUCAUGGUUUUGACAAGAAUGUCUUAGCAGUUGCAACAGAGGAUUCAUCUGUUUUGGCUCUUGAUAGUGAUAAUGGAAACACAUUGAGUACUAGUUUGGUUCAUCCCAAAAAACCCACUCGAGCACUUUUCAUGCAGAUCUUGGAUGGGCAGGAUGUUAAAAGAUUAAACUUAUUAAACGGUCUUGACUUGAGCAAUGGGAGCCCUGUUGAGGACGGCGUGCCAAAGCAGUCUUUACUCCUUCUAUGUUCUGAAAAAGCUGCGUACGUAUAUUCUUUCACUCAUGUCAUGCAGGGAGUUAAGAAGGUAAUCUACAAGAAGAAAUUCCAAGCAUCUUGUUGCUGGGCUUCGACAUUCUACACCUCCUCUGAUGUUGGCCUUAUACUCCUUUUCACAAGUGGAAAAGUUGAGAUAAGGUCCUUGCCGGAGUUAUCCUUAAUAAAGGAGACUUCAAUAAGGGGCUUCACAUACUCCACUCCAAAACCAAAUUCAUUUUCUGACAGUUUGAUAUGCUCUUCGUGUGAAGGAGAACUUGUUAUGGUGAAUGGUGAUCAGGAAAUAUUUUUCUUCUCUCUUUCACUCCACAAUAAAAGCUUCAGGCUUUUAGACUCUUUCAACUCGACUUACCAGAAAGAUUUGAUAAUUCCACAAGAAGAUCUCAUUCCUGGACGGACCAUACAAAAGGAAAAGAAAAAGGGUAUAUUCAGCUCUGUCAUUAAAGAUAUUGUGGGAAGCAAAGCGAAGAAUGUCCCUGAGAUUGAAACUGAAGAUACUAAAGAAAGUUUCGAAGAACUUUCUACGAUCUUUUCAACUGCUAACUUUACAGUUGAUGUUGAAAACACAGAUGAGCAGGCCAGGGAUGAAGAUGAGCUAGACCUAGAUGACAUUGACAUCGACAUGGACAUGGACAUUCCUGGAGAAAAACCAAAAGAGCAGAAUAUGUUGGCAGCUCUUAACAAGGAAAAGUUGGCAAGCAAAUUUAUGGCCUUUAAAGGUAAAGUGCUGAAACAAAUGAAGUCCAAGACUGAGAAAAACUCCACCAAAGAAGAGCAACAGGAUGGGAAGGUUGGUCAAGUUGACCAAAUUAAGAGGAGAUAUGGAUUCUCGUCAAAUGAAGCAAAUAUUGCUAAAAUGGCAGAAAGCAAGCUGCAGGAGAACAUGAAAAAGUUGCAGGGAAUCAACCUGAGGACUACAGAGAUGCAAGACACAGCUCAAUCAUUCUCAUCCUUGGCAAAUGAACUGCUGCGAACUGAACAGGAUAGGCGAGGCUCAUGA